Caenorhabditis angaria is the source of this 3118-nucleotide messenger RNA. The record is from the annotation of a GenBank genome assembly. Lineage: Eukaryota; Metazoa; Nematoda; Chromadorea; Rhabditida; Rhabditidae.
AUGUUGAGUCGAAUCACAUUGCUCACAAAAAGUUUGUAAGUUUCAUUCAAAAAUUUGGGAAAAAUGAAAAAAUGAUAGAAAAUCAUGUUUUUUGAGCCAAAACUCAUGGAAAUUGACACAGAAUUGACCUAGAAUCAAAUUUUCAAAGAAAAAAUGGGAAAUUUUAUAGAAAAUCAUGCUUUUGAGUCAAAAUUUAUGAAAAUUGACCUAGAAUUAAAAUUUCAAAGAAAAAUUGGAACAUUUGAUGAAAAAUCAUGUUUUUGGGCUUAAAUUCAUGGAAAUCGACCCAAAACUGACCUGAAAUUAAAUUCUAAAAAAAAUCCAGGAAAACGAACAUUGUGCAAAGAGGUUUCGCUUCAGUGAGAGAUGAAAAAUCGCAGCGAAGAAUCGGUUGGUGGCUGAUGGGAUGUGCUGGAAUGUGUUAUGGAGCUGUGGCGAUUGGUGGAGUCACUAGGUAUUUAGCCUAACUUGACCCCCUGGAAUCGAAAAAAAAUCAUAUUUUUCAGAUUAACAGAAUCUGGAUUGAGUAUGGUGAAUUGGGAUCUGUUUAAAACUAUGAAGCCGCCAUUUAAUCAGAAAGAAUGGGAAGCGGAAUUUGAGAAAUACAAAGCUUAUCCGGAAUAUAAAUAGUGAGGUUUUCAAAAUUGCAGAGAACAUUUACUGAUAUGAGACGUGGCGGAACUUUGGGAGCUGAAAACUAGCUUCAAAAUGAUUUUCAUGCAAAUCUGAUUUUGUUCAGAAGAACAUCAGUAGAAUUCAGAAGCAGAUUUUGAAUUCUACUGAUGUAAUCGAAUCUUCUGAACAAUAUCAGAUUUGCAUGAAAAUCAUUUUGAAGCUAAUUUUCAGCUCUCAAAGUCUGCCACGUCAUAACUCACAUUUAAAAAAAAAUGUUUUCUGCAAUUUUGAACAAGUGAUCAGCAAAAUUUCCCAAUAAAACCAUUUUCCAGCAAGUCUUCGAGCCAUGAAAUGACACUCAACGAAUUCAAAUUCAUUUGGAGUAUGGAAUACGGUCAUCGAAUGUGGGGUCGAGCCAUCGGCCUAGUCUUCUUGAUCCCUUGCGCAUAUUUCUGGGCUCGCGGAAGAUUCAGCACACCAAUGAAGAAACGCAUGGGUUUGGCGACGGUUUUGUUGUUGGCGCAAGGUGGAAUUGGUUGGUGGAUGGUGAAAUCGGGGUUGGAUCCGUCGAACAAUUCGUCGGAUAUUCCGCGCGUUUCACAAUAUCGAUUGGCGACGCAUUUAACGAUGGCGUUCUUCUUGUAUUCGGUGUUCUUUUAUAAUGGUUUGACGCAUUUGCUUAAACCCAAUGAUGUGAGUUUUUUUUGGGUUGAAAAAGGUGAAAAAUACAGAAAAAGGUCCUGGGCUUUUUGAAAAAGCUUUUAAAAAUAUUAUUUCUAUAUUUUCGAAUUUUUUCCAGGCUCCAGAACCUUCUAGAUAAUUUUCCGAUUUUUCUGAAGAUUUGGAAAACUUUCUAGGGCUUCUAGAAUCCAGAAUAAAACGUUAAAAUUUUCCCGGCUUCUGAAAAAUAUCCCGGAGCUUCUAGAAAUUCAGAAUAAUCUCCAAAGCCUUCUAGAUAAUUUUCUGAUUUUUUUGAAGAUUUGGAAAAAUUCCUAGGGUUUCUAGAAUCCAGAAAAAAACGUUCUAGAAUUUUCCCGGGUUUCUGAAGAUUCAGAAAAAUCUUCUAGGCUUUCUGGAUCAUUCUCUAAACUUCUGAAGAUUCAGAAAAUGUUCUUGAGCUUCUGAAAAAUCUUCUAGGCCUUCUAGAAAUUCAGAAUAAUCUCUGAGCCUUCUAGAUAAUUUUCCAAACUUCUAUAAAAUUCAAAAAAAAAUUAUCCCAGGUUUUCUGAGGCUCUCAUAAAUUCAGAAAAAAAUUCCUAGGGCUUCUAGAUCUUUUUCCGAAUUUCUGCAGAUUCAGAAUAAUUUUCAUAACCUUCUAGAUCAUUUUUCGGAUUUCUGGAGCUUCUAAAAAACAUUCCUAGACUUCCGAAAAUUUAGGAAAUCCUCCUGGUCUUUCUGGAAUUUUUUUCAAACUUCUAUAAAAUUCAGAAAAUUCUCCAAGGCUUCUAAAAUCCUCCUAGGCAUUCUGAAUAAUUCAGAAAUUACAAAUCUCUAUUUUCCAGCUCUCAAAAGUGCCGGGAAAACUCGGAGCUCUCCGCGGUCUCACUCACUCCUCAAAACUUCUCGUCUUCACCACCGCCAUAAUGGGCGCUUUUGUCGCCGGUCUCGACGCGGGACUCGUCUACAAUUCCUGGCCAAAAUUCGCCGACAAAUGGAUUCCCGAAAAUAUGCUCUCGCGCUCGCCGGCCUGGAAGAACUUUUUCGAAAACGACGUGACCGUACAAUUUGUGCACCGCAAUUUGGCCUAUCUCACAACUGCCACGAUUUUGGCCACAUUUUUGGCGGGACGAAGAAUGGCGUUGCCGAGGAGAACGAGAUGGGCGCUGAAUUUGUCGGUGGCUGCUGUUUUUGGACAAGCCGCGCUGGGUGUCACGACUUUGGUGAGUAUUUUUGGAGGCUGCGGGAAUUUUGACUCAAAAUUUUGAAAAAAUACCAGAAAACCAUAUUUUCUAUUUGAAAAAUGAUCAUUUUUACUUAAUCAGAAUUGAAAAAAUUUGAAUUUUAAAAAUCGCCCGCCAAAAACCGGGUGUAAACGCGGAGCAUCGUUACAAUUUCAAAUAUUUUUUUGAAUUUUGGAAAAUCCUGAAUUUUAAUGGAAAAUUGAGCUGAAACAGUAUUUAUUGAUCGAAUUUUUUGAACAGAAAAUUUGCUGCCGAAAAUCUAGGUGUAAACGCGGAGCCUCGUUGUAAAUUAAAAAUUUCUAGGCUAAAGUUCGGUUUUUUUUAAUGGAAAACAAUAAAAAAUUCAGAAAAAAUGCUCAAAAACCUCAUUUUCUAGUGGAAAAUUGAACAUUGUUUAAUUAGAAUCGAAUAAAAUUCGAAUUUUGAAAAAAUCCCUCGCCAAAAAUCUUGGUGUAAACGCGGAGCCUCGUUUCCCAACCGCGUUUUUUUUCCAGAUAAAUUAUGUGCCAGUCUGGCUGGCUGCUUGUCAUCAAUCUGGAUCAAUGGCUCUACUCUCUUGUGUACUUUGGCUAAGUCACGAACUCCGAAGGAUUCCCAAAUAA